This is a messenger RNA of Phymastichus coffea, 1921 nucleotides long. Its product is annotated as protein O-glucosyltransferase 2-like. The transcript has 7 exons. Bases 340 to 1857 code for a protein of 505 amino acids. Gene Ontology annotation, cellular component: endomembrane system. Lineage: Eukaryota; Metazoa; Arthropoda; Insecta; Hymenoptera; Eulophidae. Gene Ontology annotation, molecular function: glucosyltransferase activity. The record is from RefSeq and is a predicted model, not a curated record.
UUCAGUCGAUUUUAUUAUAAAAUGAUAAGGUACAAUUGUAAACAUUACGAAUUUUCCGUUUGUUCUUUGCGCUAUAUUUGAACAAUGUAUUGAAUUUAAAUUUAUAUUGUGCGAAUAGGUAUAUCAUAGAGUAUGCGUUAAUGUUUGAAAUAUACUCUGCGAUCUGCAUGACAUGACACUGUAUACAAGUAACCUUAUCGCCGGCUUGACAACCAAUCCAUUAUUACAAAUACAUAUUUUUGUGAUUUAGUUUGCUAUGGAAAAUAAUUAUGAGCAUAACAGAUGAUGAUAUAUUUAAUUUAUAAUAUGUUUUAAUAUUUGAAAGAGACCUCUAGCAGUAUGACUCGAUUACUUAUUUUAUCAAUUUUUAUAAUUUGUUAUCUACAUUAUUGUGUUGAAAGUAAUAUAAACGAUAUAGAUGCACUGAAAACAUUUGUGUGGGGCCCAGGAUUACAUCCUGAGGACAUUACAUUACGAGCGAGAUAUAUUUAUUUACAACUUGUAGAUAGCAAAGGAAUCAAUAUUACAGAACCAAUAGAAGACAAAAUUGUAUCAUUUGCUAUAAAUGGAAUUACUAAGGACAAAACUCCUUGUCGUAUUUGGCCACAAGUUUUAGAUUGCAAAGAUGCAAGUUUCAUUUUUCGAUAUCGAAUUUACAAUACCUGUUUCAAUCUCAGUAUCAUUAUUAAAGUGAAAAACCAAAUUGUACCAUUACAGAAGUCAUUUUUCAAAGGCCCAGUAUAUGAAGAAGAAUGUUACUGUCCAAAUACAUCAGUACAAUCUUGGUUAAAAAAUAAUUUUUGCAGCAAGAGUAAGAAAUUGGUUAAUGAAAAUCUUAUGAAUUUUCCUCGUGUGAAUUUUGAUGUUUUACGAGAUAAUUUAAUAUCAACAUUCAACAAACCAAAAAGUAUCAGUAUAUGCCAUUAUGUUGUCAAAUCUAACAAUGUUCAUAGAAAGUGUUUUGGAGAACAUGUCGGGUUUAAAACAUUUUAUGAUGCAAUUUUACUUUCUAUAACAAGAAAAACUGUAUUACCAGAUGUAGAAUUCUUUGCAAAUUUGGGAGAUUGGCCUCUGGUUGAAAAGAAUACAAAUAUAGAAAUGUUUCCAAUUUUCUCAUGGUGUGGGCAUGAAAAUUUUAAUGAUGUAGUUCUGCCUACCUAUGAGCUUACUGAAUCAUCUGUAGAAGGAAUGGGAAGAGUAAUGUUAGAUAUGUUGUCUGUACAAGGCAAUACAAAAUUGCCUUGGAGUGAAAAAAUUGAAAAGGUGUUUUGGAGAGGAAGAGAUUCCAACAUGCAACGUCUAAAUUUAAUUGAUAUAGCUAGAAAAAACCCUUCUCUCUUUAAUGUGUCAAUGACAAAUUUCUUUUUCUCAAAUGAAGAUCAAAUAAAAAAAUAUGGACCUAAACAAAAGCAUGUUAGCUUUUUCGAUUUUUUUGAGUAUAAAUAUCAACUAAAUAUUGAUGGAACGGUGGCAGCAUAUAGAUUUCCCUAUUUACUCGCAGGAGAUUCUCUAGUGUUUAAACAGAAUUCAAAAUAUUUCGAAUUUUUUUACCAAGAUUUUGAAGCAGAUAAACACUUUAUUACAGUCAACAGUGAUCUGUCGGACUUAAUCGAAAAAGUUAAGUGGGCAAUGAGACACGAUGAUGAGGCCCACAAAGUUACAAAAAUAGCUAGGCAAUAUGCAAGAGAUAAUUUAAUGCCUCAAAAUAUAUUUUGCUACCUCGUUGCUUUAAUAGAAGAGUGGAGCAAACGUAUUCAAAACCCUAUAAAUAUAUUUCCAGAAAUGGAACAUGUUACACAGCCAGAAUAUGAAUGUGAAUGUACAAUUAAUGAAGAACAACAAAGAGAUGAACUUUGAAAAUCACUUAAACAAAGUUGACAGACUUUACAAUAGUUUAAUUUUAAAUUAAAUGUACAUAUUU